UGGACGGAGAACCAUCCUUGGAAUAUUGGUCGGCCGUUGAUGAGUUUCAUUGAAGCUUCCUUGCCUCCUUCCUCUUCUUUUCUUCUUUUAUUUUUUCCGACUUUUGACUUUGGAUCCUUGAAAACGUGAUAUAAUAAAAACCUUAAGAAACCUACAGUUCAAAGAUUGUUCAAUCUCUUAAUUUUUCUUCUUCUAUAGCUGGUGUUCAACCAAACUGUCCUUCCAAGUUAUCAUCUUUCUCGUUUGGAGGCACAGAAAUAUGGCCGGAAUGCUUCCCGGAGUGGAAUCUGCCCGAAGGAGACGGAUCCAUGGAGGCACAAGGCGGUCACCUCUCUGUUUAUACACAAGCAGCCAUGAAAAGCAUCAUACCUAUACUACCCCUUCUUUGAGAAGUGUAUUUGACCCAGCAUACAAGGAUGAGGAAUUGGGAGGAGCAGCAAGAGAAGCCAAAGAGAGGUUGGAUGAGAGGUUGAGAGGAAAUAGAAACUCAGAAACCAAAAGGAGUAACACCAAAGACUGCUCGAGGUAUGUGGAGGCCAGCUCCAUGUUCCUUGGAAAGUCGCACACAGAGGCGUUGAGUUCAAAACAGAGUGGCUCAGAGAGGUUCAGUUGGGUCAAGCUGAGCUGGAUACCCUCGACCUCGGACCAAGAAAAUAAUGCAUUUUGCCUGUGAGAUGCUUGUUUGCCAUGACUAGAGAGCUAUGCUCAUUGGGCUUGUUAAGGAAUGGAAAUACUGAAAUAGAUAUAGUCUCAUAUUAAUCCUUUGUUAUUUCUUAAUUUGUAUAUAUGGCUAGAGAGCAGAGAGAAUAGGAAAAUAGAUAUAGUCUCACUGUGCCUGCCACCCUUGUCCUCUCCCCACGCCCUCUCUCCGUGCCAACCAAGGUGGUCAGGGACCACCUCAGGGUGGGCAAAAGACGCUAGCGGUCCGAGCAGCACCGCUGACGUGAAGCUCACGGUAGUGCAGUGCACAUUGGUGCACAUUUCGUACAUUGUGUGUGUGGUCGACGGCCGCCGUUAGUUGGCCGUGGUGGUCAGGAUUCACCUCUGAGCCGAUAGAAUGUUUUGGCGGUCCAAGUAGCAACCGCCAGAGGGGACAAGAAGAGCUUGUCGUGCAUGUUGGUGCACGUUUCUUGCAUGGCUUGCAUGGUUGAUAGCCGCUGUCCAUUGGCUUUGGUGGUCGGGAACCAUCCCGGGGGGACAGACAACGCUGGCAAG
Messenger RNA from Juglans regia (Persian walnut), 1215 nucleotides. RefSeq lists its product as uncharacterized. Lineage: Eukaryota; Viridiplantae; Streptophyta; Magnoliopsida; Fagales; Juglandaceae. The transcript has 3 exons. The record is from RefSeq and is a predicted model, not a curated record. The coding region runs from base 260 to 673 and encodes 137 amino acids.